Messenger RNA from Candida dubliniensis CD36, 1296 nucleotides. RefSeq names its product mevalonate kinase (gene ERG12). Gene Ontology annotation, biological process: ergosterol biosynthetic process; isoprenoid biosynthetic process. Gene Ontology annotation, molecular function: ATP binding; mevalonate kinase activity. Gene Ontology annotation, cellular component: cytoplasm. The coding region runs from base 1 to 1296 and encodes 431 amino acids. The record is from RefSeq and is a predicted model, not a curated record. The transcript has a single exon. NCBI's taxonomy places the organism in Eukaryota, Fungi, Ascomycota, Pichiomycetes, Serinales, Debaryomycetaceae.
AUGUCACAAUUGCCAUUCAUUGUUGGAGCACCAGGUAAAGUAAUCAUUUUUGGUGAACAUGCUGCAGUCUAUGGGAAACCGGCUAUUGCUGCUGCCUUGAGUUUGAGAUGUUAUCUUUUGGUUUCUCCAUCAAUUGAUUCUAAUACUAUUAGGUUGCAAUUCCCUGAUAUUAAAUUAGAUCAUUCAUGGAAUAUCAAAGAUUUACCAUGGGAAGAGAUAAAACCAUAUUUGAUUUAUGAUAGGGAAAACAAACCACAAAUACCUUCAGAAUUGGUGCCGGAAAUCGUCGACAAGUUGUCCAACUUUUUAAACAGUUUUGAUAAUAAAAUGCAUUACUAUGCUUGCUUUUGUUUUCUUUAUUUGUUGAUGAAUUUAUGUGAUUCAAAAGUACCGGGAAUGAAUUUUAUUGUUAGGUCAACUUUGCCUAUUGGUGCAGGGUUAGGGUCAUCUGCUUCCACGUCUGUGUGUUUAUCAUCUGCCUUGGCACUUAUGGGUGGUUGGAUCAAUAAGCCACUGUUGCACGAAAAUGAUAAAUUGGAUACCGCUGAUAUACCUGAUUUGGAGUUUAUUGAUAAGUGGUCAUUGAUUGGGGAGAAAUGUUUCCAUGGUAACCCAUCUGGGAUCGAUAACGCGGUGGCUACUUUUGGAGGAGCUGUGAUGUUCCAGCGAACAUCGACUCCUGAACAACCGUCGAUUCGUACGAAUAUGAGAAAUUUCCCAGCGAUAAAACUACUUUUAACCAAUACUAAAGUCCCCAAGAGUACUGCCGAUUUAGUUGCUGGUGUUGGCAGAUUGAAUGCAGAAUUUAAUCUGAUCUCGUCUUCGAUAUUGACAGCUAUAGAACACUUGUCGCAAGAAGCUUACAAAGUUAUGAUGAACCCAAUGUUUGGCAAAGAAGAAACAAACGUUUUGAGAAAGUUGGUGAAUAUUAAUCAUGGGUUAUUGGUAGCGCUAGGAGUAUCACAUCCAGCUUUGGAAACAGUAAAGAUCAUUGGUGAUAAACAUAGAAUUGGAUCUACUAAAUUGACAGGUGCUGGAGGCGGAGGCUGUGCGAUCACUCUAGUCAAUGAUGAUGUAGAAGAAUCUGUCAUACACAAUGCUAUCAAAGAGUUUGAAGAAAAUGGGUAUGAGAGUUUCGAAACUUCUUUAGGUGGGAAAGGUGUUGGUAUUUUGUUCCAUGAAGAUUUCAGGGAUACCACAAAGUUCUCAGAAUCUCAAUUUUGCAAUUACGUUGAUCGUGCCGCUAUUGAAGGUUCGUUAGGAAUGGCAAAUGUGAAAGAAUGGAAGUUUUGGUGA